ACGCUUUCCUGCCUCCCUAGCGAGCUCCUUCUCAUAGUCGCGUCUUACCUACCGAACCGGGACAUCAAGAACCUGCGAUUAACGGCGAGAUUCUUGCAUGAUACAGUGCGUCUACGUCUGGACCGCGUGUUUUUGUCUGCCAACCCGCUCAACAUCAGCGUCUUUCGCGCCAUUGCCGACGAUGAAAGGUUUCGCCAAGGUGUCGUUGAAAUCAUCUGGGACGACGCCGUUUUGGUGGAAACCCGAAGCGAAGCAGACUUCAGCCUUUGGGGACUUUGGUCACCAUUAUCCCCGCGGAUGUUUGAGGAUCAUCCGGAGGAACAAUGCCCAGUGUGGUUUGCUAAAGCCUGCCGGUCCAAUCUAAAACGAUUGUUUCACCAUAAGCACAAUGAUGUGGACGGUCCGGAUCAUAUGGCACGGGCCCUGCAGGUAGUAGCGGCACAAAGGGCUCUGAUAUAUUUCUGGGAAUACUAUCAAAGGCUGUUGAUUGGCCAAAAAUGGGUCAUUGAGACUGCUGCUGAUACGGAUGCCCUCAUCUACGGAAUCAAUCAAUUUCCCGCCCUUAAACGAGUGACAGUUACCCCAGCUGCUCAUGGGUGGCUAUUCGCUCCUCUUUAUGAAACUCCCAUGAUUCUCUCCUUUCCGUAUGGGUUCAACUAUCCCAUCCCACGCGGAUGGCCUACAACAAACGAGGGACUAUCAUUGAAUGUCCCUUCCUGGGCAAGCCUAAGCAACCAUAGAAAAGAUCAAUGGCGCGGGUUCCGCAUCACUACACGUGUACUUGCACAGCAGAGAGAGAACCACGUCACAGAGUUUAUUCUCCACACUAAUCAGCUUUACACCGGCCUAAAUUGCAGAAUUUUUGAAGAAUCCUGCGAGGAAUACGAUAAUUUAAUCUGUCUCCUUCGCCAACCGGGGUUCUCGCGACUUGAUCUAGCUCUCAUCACUGAUCAGCAGGAAGAUUUGGACUGGUAUUCCUUCUACAAUGGCCGGCUUCGUUAUGCACUGGCUCAAGCGACACAGAUGAGACACAUCAGUCUAACAGGCAAUAUGAAAAAUCAUGUCGUUUAUGCGAAUGAUUCAUAUAAUGAGGAUGAUAACGACACCACGUCCCACCUGAUUCCAAUUCGCACCAUUUUCCCAAUCGAAAAAUGGACCAAUCUGCAGCACUUCGAGCUAUCAUCCUUCGUCAUUACAAAGGACGAUAUGGUCUCUUUCUUGGCUGCACUGCCAAAAACGAUCUGCUCAAUUAAACUGAGGCGUUUAAACUUUUUCAAGAAAUCCGACCACUGGCCCGGCCUGCUGAUAGAUAUCAGAGACAAGCUGCACUGGAGAGAGAGAGACAUAAAAUCAAGGCCUAAGCUUACAAUCAUCAUUGAUAAGGUCUUGGCUACCCCCCCUUGGUGGGCAAUCUGGAUUGAGGAUGAAGUGAGCAAGUUUCUGUAUGAGAAUGGACCAAAUCCAUUC
Messenger RNA from Aspergillus sclerotioniger CBS 115572, 1467 nucleotides. RefSeq lists its product as uncharacterized. Gene Ontology annotation, molecular function: protein binding. Lineage: Eukaryota; Fungi; Ascomycota; Eurotiomycetes; Eurotiales; Aspergillaceae. The annotation marks the transcript as partial. The record is from RefSeq and is a predicted model, not a curated record. The transcript has a single exon.